This is a messenger RNA of Malania oleifera, 2158 nucleotides long. RefSeq names its product protein phosphatase 1 regulatory inhibitor subunit PPP1R8 homolog. NCBI's taxonomy places the organism in Eukaryota, Viridiplantae, Streptophyta, Magnoliopsida, Santalales, Ximeniaceae. The record is from RefSeq and is a predicted model, not a curated record. Gene Ontology annotation, molecular function: mRNA binding; protein binding. Bases 434 to 1735 code for a protein of 433 amino acids. The transcript is spliced from 3 exons.
GCCAUCAAUUUCCCGGCUUUAGAAUUGUAGGGGGGUGGAGAAAGGGUUGGAGGCAAUUCGGUAAUAUUAUUGCUUAAGCGAGGGCAUUUCGGUCGUAAAAAAUUAAAGCGGCAGUUGUGUCGCAACGUUGCCCUUCGCCCAUUUCACCCUUUCGUGAUCUUCAUCGUUCCGCCUUCCUCUUCUCCUCCCUCCGAAGGCUCAUAUGAUUUGAAGUCCAGAGAGAGGGACGGGGCUUGAAUUCGCGCAGGCUUGAAGUUUGGACCUGAAAACUGUGUAGCAUUAAAGUUGGAGGAUUGAUAGAACAUAUGCAAAGAUCAGGUACAGGGAUGGCCUUUGUUUGGGGUCGAUACUUAAAUGUAUUACUGCUUGAUGCAAAGCCCUUCUGAAUUGAAUUGCUGGAGUGAUUUGUUUAAAAGCAAUAAAACUGGAGAUAAUGUUUGGGAGGGCAGGUCUUGAUCGAUUUAAGAAAGCUCAAUCCUUGGAACCGUUCUCAGUGAGUGUAAAUGCAACUACUAAAACAGCUACCCAACCUGCUCCUAGAACAGCUGCCCCUGCCUCAGUUCCACUAUCCCAGCCUAAAACUCCCCUUCAACAGACCCAAUACCAGCAGCAGUAUGUUUCUCAAUAUCCUGCAGGACCAGAUGCACCACCAUCAGUAGGGCCAACUCAGCAGGCAACUCAAGUUGGAGGAGGCCAGUCAACUUGGCAGCCUCCUGAUUGGGCUAUUGAGCCCCGGCCAGGUGUAUAUUAUCUUGAGGUUUUAAAAGAUGGUGAAGUCCUUGAUCGAAUUAAUCUGGACAAGAAGAGGCACAUAUUUGGGCGGCAGUUUCCUACUUGUGAGUUUGUGCUUGAUCAUCAGUCUGUCUCGCGCCAGCAUGCUGCUGUUGUUCCUCACAAGAAUGGAAGCAUAUAUGUAAUUGAUUUGGGAUCAGCACACGGUACAUUUGUGGCAAAUGAGCGAUUAACCAAGGAUACUCCUGUUGAGUUUGAAGUGGGACAGUCUUUGCGUUUUGCUGCAUCAACAAGAACUUAUAUUUUGAGAAAGAAUAAUGCAGCACUUUUCCCUCCUCCACGACCCAUGGAAAUCAACCUACCACCACCUCCCGAUCCUUCUGAUGAAGAAGCUGUUGUGGCUUAUAACACACUUUUGAAUCGUUAUGGUUUAAGAAAAUCAGAUGUACUGUCUAAUUCCAUUGAAUUGGGUGGUUCAAUAACUUCAGGUGGAAGUUAUGAUGCGCAGCCAUUGGAGAGGCCAUCUAAGAGAAUAAGGAAAACAAGAGUAGCCUUCAGGGAUCAGGUUGGGGGAGAGCUGGUUGAGGUUGUGGGGAUUUCUGAUGGAGCUGAUGUAGAGACAGAGCCUGGUCCCGUGGGUGUGAAAGAAGGGAGUCUUGUUGGUAAAUACGAAUCAUUGGUCCAAAUUACAGUCAUACCGAAAGGGAAAGAGCAUUACUCCGCAAGGGAAGACAGCAUUUCUCAAAAGGGUGUUACCGAUAAACUACAAGUAGUUUUGGACAAGGUUAAAACUGCUCCGAAGAGUGGAAUUCAUGAUGAUCUCUAUGGUGAAUCAUUUUCUGGCAAAGUAGGUUCCUCUUGGGCGCACCCAUCUUAUAGUUCUGAUGGUAAACAAGCUUCUCCAACUAAAGGUUCUGAACGGAAACCAGUUGGUGCAUCAAGUGGGAAUCUUGGUAACAACUUGGCCUAUGAUGAUGAUGAUGAUGAUUUGUUUGGGGACUAAGGUGAACAAAAAGGCCUAUUUUGUUUCUGAGCUCAAAUUUGUGGGUUAAGCACAUAUUUUUUCCUGGCCGUCAAUGGGAAAAUUUGUCCUAUCAUUAGAGAUUUUGGCCAAAAUGGCAUGCACCAGUAAGGGUUUUGAAUGACCCAGCUCAACUAAAUGCUGAGGUUGGGCAUUAAGAACUGCAUGGUAAUUGAGUAGUGGCAUUUUUUCUUUUCAGCCCCCCUCCCCAGCCGAACCUUCAUUUGAUAGCUAGGAAUCUCAGGAGACCAUCUUAAUGAUGGGUGUGCAAAUAGCUUUUAUGACAAGAAGGUUCUCUUGUAGUAUUGUUCUGUUCCAUUGCUUCUUGGAAGGCUUGUGCAAUUUGAGGGUGUUAGAAUGUUGUACUGCUAAUGUUCAUUCUACAUGGACAACAUAUUUACAUUA